AUGGUAUUAAAAUUACUGACCAGUAUAUUGAUAGUAAUACAUACUAUAGUUUAUGUGGAAGGGAAAGCCAAGUCUGUCAAUGUAGCUCUUGAUGCUAAAUGGAGAUCAACUCCAUUAUUAUUAGAAGCCAGUGAAUUCCUAGCAAAAGAAUCUCCAGACUAUUUUUGGCGAUUUCUUCAAGAUGUAACAAAUCUGGACCCCAAACAAAUUUCAAAAGAAUCCAAUCAGUCACUAUAUAACUCAAUACAGAAAUUUGCUGGACGACAUCUAUCACCAUUACAACUUAAUUUAUUAAAAUUAUCUCUGUCAUUACGAGCGUUUUCACCAAAAGUUCAAGUUUAUCAACAGUUAGGGAAUGAAGCCGUGUCCAGUAAGAAAUGUUCAACAUUUGUCAAUGUCCAGAGUGAAGAAACUUGUGAUGUUGAUAAAAUUGUUGAUUUAAUUAAAUCUGCAGGAGACAGGUCUCCACCAGUAGUUUAUAGUUUUGAUCACAGUUACCCAGGCCCUCAACAACAUAAGAUAAAAGUGAUAUUAUAUGGUGAACUGGGUACUCAAGACUUCAAACAAUUCUACAGUAAAAUAUUAAAUUUGAUUGUAGACGAACCGAUUCAUUUUAUAGUUCGACAUUUUGUACAGACACCAGCCAAUGUAAAUGUAAGAUUAUCAGGAUAUGGGGUAGAAUUAGCUAUCAAAAGUACAGAAUAUAAAGCUAAAGAUGAUACCAAAGUUGAAGGUAUGAGAGAAUCUGAUAAUGGCAGUAAAGAUCAGGAUAUAGAGGGAGAAGAAGUUCAGGGUUUUAUUUUCUCAAAACUGAGAGAGCGUCAUCCUGAAUUGAAGGAAAAUUUACGAGAAUUCAGACAUCAUUUAAUAGAUUCAGAAACUGAGUUAGCUCCCCUUAAAGUUUGGCAGUUACAAGAUUUAAGUUUGCAGGCUGCUGAGAGAAUUCUGUCUUCUGAUAAUAAAGAAAGUUUAAGUGUUUUAACUGAUAUCAGUCAGAACUUUCCAACUCAGGCCAGAUCUCUAGUAGGAACCAGUGUUAGUUCAGAAUUAAAAAAAGAAAUCUCUAAAAAUCAAGAGGUAUUUGAGAGACAUCAUUCAUUAGGGGUUGGUGAAUCAGCCCUGUAUUUAAAUGGUUUAACUAUAGAUUUAGAUGUAUUUGAUAUUUUUACUGUAUUAGAUACUAUGAACUCUGAAGCUAAGUUAAUAGAAGGUCUUCACUCUCUAGGAUUUAAGGGAGAUAAUUUAGAUAAAUUACUACAUAUUGAUUUAAAGAGUGGUGAUGAUACACGAUACGCUAUAGAUAUACGACAUUCAGCUGUUCAGUAUUUAAAUGAUUUAGAAAAUGAUAGAGGAUAUCAAGGUUGGCCUAAUAGUAUACAAGAUAUUUUACGUCCAACUUUCCCUGGUAUGUUACGUCAUGUUGCUAAAAAUAUCUUUCAUUUGGUUUUUGUGGUAAACCCUGUAGAAGAUAAAAGUAAAGAUUUAUUAAAAAUGGCUGAAGCUUUUUCUGUUCAUAAAGCACCUAUUAGAAUUGGUAUAAUAUUUGUGACCAAUCAAGAUGAGAAAGCCACACCGAAAACAGAUGCUAGUAUGGCGAUGGCACGAGCGUUUAAUUUUAUAAAACUAGACCAGAAUCCUUCUAAAGCUCUCUCUUUCAUUACUGAUGUUUAUGAGAAAGCAUCAACAGCAGAUGAACUAACAAGUGACUUGAUAAUCAAAGAAUUUCAGUCUCAAUUUCCUGGUGAGGAUAAUGACAUAGUGUUUGGAGAGGACCAGGAUGAUUAUGAUGAUAUUAGAAAGGCAGGAUUAGAUUUUAUCUCACGAUCUGGGUUGUCAGAUUUUCCCCAAGUUUUAAUGAAUGGAGUGCCGUUUAAAAAACAGUUUUUAUCAACUGAUACGUUUGAAGAGGGAGUUGUUACAGAAAUUAUGACAGCUACACCAACUAUACAGAAAGCUGUUUAUAAUGGUGAACUAACAGAUCGUGAAAACGUGUUAGAUUGGUUGAUGAGUAAAGAUAAUGUUUUACCCAGGUUGAACUCCAGAAUUUUAUCUCCAGAAUUUAAAACUCUUGAUUUAACAGAAAAUGUUGAUUCGAGUAUAUUUGAAGAUGUAUCAACGUUUAGUAGAAUGACAGUAAAAGAUAUGGUAGCUAUAGUUAGUGAUAGAAUGAAAUAUAUUACUAAAAAAGGUAGGUUUAUCAAAUUUGAAUUAAUUAUUAUUAUUAUAGAUGAAUCAUCAAUCCGGGCUGUAACAUUGUGGUUAGUGUGUGAUGUAGAGACUCCACAAGGCAGAGAAAUAUUCUAUAAUGCUAUAAAAGAAUUGAAACAUUCUAAUGAAAUCCGCCUAGGUUUAGUCUUCAAUCCAGCCUCACUGACAGAAGAUCACAUUAUAAGUCGUGCGAUAUACGUUGCCUACAAUACACUCGGUAAUAACCACGCUAAGAGUUUUAUUACCAAACUAGUGAAAGAAGAAAACGUAGCAGAAUUAAAAGCUGGAACUAAAACUUUGAAAGAUCUAGAAGUACAUGGAAUGGAUAUGAAUAAAUUUAUGACAGAUUUCAACAAACAAAAUAAAGAUUUUCUGAAAUCCUAUAAAUCUUUUGUUGUAAAAGUUUUAAAUUUUGAAGAAAAUGAUCGUGGAGUUAUAGCCAAUGGAAGGAUUGUAGGUCCACUUGGGAACGAUGAGAUGUUUACUCCAGAAGAUUUUAAUCUGUUAGAGAAAUUUACAUUACAACAAGCAGCAGCGAAGAUAAGAGAACAGAUAAAAACUAUGGACCUAGACUCCAAACAAGGCAAUGAGUUGGUAUUAAAAACGUGUUCUUUACUAACGGGACAGCCACAAAUUGAAAGUAGAAAGAAAGUUCAGUUUCACUCAGAUAAACACAGUGUAUUAAAGUUAUCAGCUGAUGAAAGUUCUCCAGCGUUUAUUCUUGAAGCUAUUGUAGAUCCUGUGUCUAGGGAGGCUCAAAAACUCGGUCCUAUAUUGAUGGUGUUAAGAGAAAUAUUUAACGUAGAAAUCAGAGUGUUUAUGAAUUGUCGCGAUAAAUUAUCAGAGAUGCCACUGACAAGUUUUUACCGUUAUGUAUUAGAACCUGACGUCCAGUUUUUAUCCAAUGGUAGUUUAGCAUCCGGACCAGAGGCCAGAUUUACCAGUCUUCCUCAGAAAUCAUUAUUAACGCUAAAUAUGAACCCACCUGAAAGUUGGUUGGUAGAAGCUGUACGUUCUGUGUAUGAUUUAGAUAAUAUUUUAUUAGAAGAAGUUGAGACAGGUGUUUCUGCUGAUUUUGAACUGGAAUAUCUUUUAUUGGAAGGACAUUGUCAUGAUAGUAAUACCAUGCAGCCUCCUCGUGGUCUACAGUUUAUACUCGGUACCGAUACACAACCUGCUAUAGUAGAUACUAUCGUCAUGGCCAAUCUCGGUUAUUUCCAACUGAAGGCUAACCCUGGGGUAUGGAAUCUAAAAUUACGAGAGGGAAGGUCACGAGAAAUAUACGACAUACAGAGUCAUGAAAAUACAGAUUCACCAGACAACUCUAAAGAUAUAAUCACAGCCAUUCAAGAUUUUAAAAGUAAAAUUAUUAGAGUCAAGGUUGCUAAGAAAGCAGAUAAACAGAACGAACAGUUACUUGUAGAUGAUGAUAAACAGAGUGGAUUAUGGGAUACAUUAUCCAGCUCUCUAAGUGGUGGAGGUACGAAUGGUGAAGACGAGUCUGAUAAAACGUUGAAUAUAUUUUCAGUGGCGUCUGGACAUUUAUAUGAACGAUUUCUCAGAAUUAUGAUGUUAAGUGUAUAUAAGAAUACUAAAUCUAAAGUUAAAUUCUGGUUUAUUAAAAAUUUCCUAUCACCAUCAUUUAAGGAUUUUAUACCCCACAUGGCUAAAGAAUAUAAUUUUGAAUAUGAACUGGUCCAAUAUAAAUGGCCGAGGUGGUUAAAUCAACAAAAAGAAAAACAAAGAAUUAUUUGGGGGUUUGUAAAAGUUUUUGUAGAAAUUUCAACUAAUCCUAUAAUUUUUCAAUUUUUCUUUUACAAAGAUAGAUCUUUUAUCGUAAGAACUGAUAUGCAGGAACUCCAUGACCUAGAUCUAGGUGGUGCCCCCUAUGGUUAUACACCAUUCUGUGAUAGUAAGAGAGAAAUGGAUGGUUUCAGGUUUUGGAAGUCUGGAUAUUGGGCCAGUCAUCUAGCUGGUAGAAAAUAUCAUAUUAGUGCGUUAUAUGUGGUAGAUUUAAAACGAUUUCGCCGUAUCGCUGCCGGGGAUCGACUACGAGGACAGUACCAAGGAUUGAGCCAGGAUCCAAACAGUUUAUCCAACUUGGAUCAAGAUUUACCUAAUAAUAUGAUCCAUCAAGUUGCUAUAAAAUCUCUUCCUCAAGAUUGGCUGUAUUGUGAAACAUGGUGUGAUCCUAAUACUAAAAAAGAUGCCAAAACUAUAGAUUUAUGUAAUAAUCCAUUAACCAAAGAACCCAAAUUAAAAGCAGCCAUGAGGAUUGUUCCUGAAUGGAAAAAUUAUGAUUAUGAAAUCAAAGUAUUAUGGGAUAGAAUAUAUGGCACGAAUACCAGAUCACAGAUAGAAUAUAAUCCGCCUGGAGUGGAGGCUGAAAAUAUAGGUUGGUAUACAAAUUUAUCUAUUUGUUCUAGUCACUCUUUGAUUUCUGAUUUAAGAAGUCCAACAACAGUAAGGGAACGUGUUUGCUGUGGGAAGCGCGCGAUGAGCUAUUAA
This is a messenger RNA of Lottia gigantea (owl limpet), 4716 nucleotides long. RefSeq lists its product as hypothetical. The transcript is spliced from 38 exons. The coding region runs from base 1 to 4716 and encodes 1571 amino acids. The record is from RefSeq and is a predicted model, not a curated record. Gene Ontology annotation, cellular component: endoplasmic reticulum. Gene Ontology annotation, molecular function: UDP-glucose:glycoprotein glucosyltransferase activity. NCBI's taxonomy places the organism in Eukaryota, Metazoa, Mollusca, Gastropoda, Lottiidae.